AUGAAUGUAACAGAGCUACACUCACACGUGCGAUGGCUGCAGAACCUCACUCCUGCUGAUGAUACAAUGCAUAAGAUGAAAAGAACAUCUGCUUUAUGUGAACAAGUCAGUGUAGCUAUUGAGAUAUUUCUAACCCUAGGCAUUAUGAGUCUACUGGAAAAUAUUUUGGUCAUUGCUGCAAUUAUUAAGAAUAAGAACCUCCAUUCUCCAAUGUAUUUGUUUAUCUGCAGUCUGGCUGUUGCUGACAUGCUGGUAAGUGUGUCGAAUGCAUGGGAGACCAUUGUGAUCGCCUUAGUUAACAACAGGCAUUUGAUUGUUGAAGACAACUUGGCCAAACAGGUGGACAAUGCCUUUGAUUCGCUGAUCUGCAUUUCUGUUGUGGCAUCCAUGUGUAGCCUCGUGGCCAUAGCUGUCGAUAGGUACGUCACCAUAUUCUACGCUUUGCGUUACCAUCACAUCAUGACAGUAAAACGAGCUGCUUUUAUUAUUGCAGGUAUCUGGUUGUUCUGUACUGGCUGUGGUAUCAUCUUCAUCAUCUACUCUGAGAGCCCACCCGUCGUCAUAUGUCUGGUCACCAUGUUCUUCAUUAUGUUGGUCCUCAUGGCCUCCCUAUACAGCCACAUGUUUCUCUUGGCUCGCUCGCAUGCAAAGCGAAUUGCUGCUUUGACUGGCUACAACUCAAUCCACCAGAGAGCAAGUAUGAAGGGGGCUAUCACCUUAACAAUCCUGCUUGGUAUUUUUAUCAUUUGCUGGGCUCCAUUCUUCCUGCACCUCAUCCUCAUGAUCUCUUGUCCCAGAAAUCUGUACUGUGUGUGUUUCAUGUCACACUUCAAUUUGUAUUUGAUCCUCAUCAUGUGCAACUCAAUCAUUGACCCUCUAAUCUAUGCCUUCCGUAGCCAGGAAAUGCGGAAGACAUUCAUGGAGAUAAUUUGUUGCUACAAUUUGAGGGCGGCUUGUGUUGGACUUUCUGACAAAUAA
Hemiscyllium ocellatum (epaulette shark) is the source of this 978-nucleotide messenger RNA. RefSeq names its product melanocortin 5a receptor (gene mc5ra). Gene Ontology annotation, cellular component: membrane. Gene Ontology annotation, molecular function: melanocortin receptor activity. The record is from RefSeq and is a predicted model, not a curated record. Lineage: Eukaryota; Metazoa; Chordata; Chondrichthyes; Orectolobiformes; Hemiscylliidae. The coding region runs from base 1 to 978 and encodes 325 amino acids. The transcript has a single exon. Gene Ontology annotation, biological process: G protein-coupled receptor signaling pathway.